Mizuhopecten yessoensis (Yesso scallop) is the source of this 2878-nucleotide messenger RNA. RefSeq names its product proteasome activator complex subunit 3-like. The record is from RefSeq and is a predicted model, not a curated record. The transcript is spliced from 10 exons. Gene Ontology annotation, biological process: regulation of G1/S transition of mitotic cell cycle; positive regulation of endopeptidase activity; regulation of proteasomal protein catabolic process. Lineage: Eukaryota; Metazoa; Mollusca; Bivalvia; Pectinida; Pectinidae. Gene Ontology annotation, molecular function: endopeptidase activator activity. Bases 223 to 1005 code for a protein of 260 amino acids. Gene Ontology annotation, cellular component: nucleoplasm; cytoplasm; proteasome activator complex.
CACUCAAAGGUGAAGGCCGACAAACAUGCUGACUUCCCGUUGUUAAAGAUUUUGGCGCAUCUGUUGGAGCAGAAAAAGAAGAAAUCGCUUUAAAACCUUGGUUCCCGUUGUUAAUUUUUUGACGCGUCUGUUAGAGAAAGGAAAAGAAGAAAUCGCAAUUUAAACCGAAUAUUUUUAACAAAACAAACUGAAUAUAGUUUGACAAAACAACAAAAUAAGAAAAUGCCGAAAGAUUCAAAAGGUGCACUGCAGAUCGAAAGAGAACGACUUUUGGAAAAGGUUUCAGAUUUCAAAGAAAAAUUCAAAACAGAUGGAGACCACCUCGUACAAGACGUCUUCCCCAACAAAAUCUUAGAACUUGAGGAAUUGUUCCAGACAAUGUGUUUGUCCAAAGUUACAGACAUGCAUUGCGACCUCAAUAUUCCUGUUCCAGACCCCAUAUUGUUCAGCAACGACAAUGAUUCAGGCGAGCCACAGUCAAAGAAACGAAAAUCUGAUAAUGACCAUCAGAACAGUGAAAACAAUGUUUCAGGCACCCCUGUGAUGGUGCUACCUAACGGGGCGGUUCCGUGUAAUAAAAAACUGGUGGUGUUGUCAGAAAGGAUGAAGCCUCUUAUAUGGGAACUCAUAGACCACGCAAAUCUUUUAAAAAUGUGGAUAGCAUUCUUGAUACCGAAGAUUGAAGACGGCAACAAUUUUGGAGUUUCUAUCCAGGAAGACACAAUGGGUGAAGCUAGACAGGUGGAGAGCGAGGCUGCGUCCUAUCUAGAACAAGUCUCGCGUUACUUCAUCACACGGGCUAAACUUGUGUCGAAAGUCGCCAAAUACCCACAUAUUAGUGACUACAGACAAGCCGUGAAGGAGCUGGACGAGAAGGGAUUCAUCAGCCUCCGUCUCAUCUGCUGUGAACUAAGGAAUCAUUACGCUAGUCUACAUGACCUUGUAUUGAAAAAUAUGGACAAAAUCAAGAAGCCCAGAAACGCAAAUGCCCAGAGCUUGUACUAGUUUGACUUCAAAGAUCAGGACAUUACGACGAUUCGCAUACUGGACUCGGCAUUCCCCAGCAGGAUAGGCUAUCAACACACAGUUAGUCCAUUGCGAUGUACCAAUGCUGUCUGAAUUGAGGACGUUCAGUUAUCUUCAUGAAAAGAUGCUGUUGUGGUGAUCAUAAAAACAAAAUUCCAUUUUGGAAGCAGAAAUACCAUCAUGCUGUCCGAACGAUGAAUAUGUGAAAGAGACUCUUUGGAUCUAACUUUAUGGACAGAGUAUGGCAUUAUAACUUGUAAAACUUUACUUUGUAAAUGGACAUAUGGGGUCCGAGUCAUGAAUUUGAAUUUUUUGAAAUUGAAAUGUUGGAAAGUGUUUUUGUCAUGUUUGUUAUUUGUCAUGUCAACAAACACACCAAAUGCAGGCAGUUUCUAGACAUUUAGACUUUAUUCAUUAAUUCACGGAGAUUGUGCUUAAAGUAGUCGGGAUAUUUUCUAAACAAAGUUGAGAACAGAAAAUACGAGAAUAGAGAAAUUUGAAACAUUUUCAUUUUGUUGUAAUUAUGAUUUGGCAACAAUCCUCAGACUGUUAAAAACUUAACGCUGUUCCUGAUUUCUCAAAAAAUAAAAUUUGUAGUUUUUAAAAUUAAUUGUCCAUACUUCUUAAUUUCAUCAUAAUUUGCAUGUCUCAAAAUAUAUCAUGAAGUUUAAAAAGUAAAAAUUGUCAUUAAAAACCUUUAUUUUGAGCAAAAACCAAAGUUUUAAAAUUUAGGCUUUUCUUAAUUUAUUGAAACAUUUUUCAUGCAAUUUCAAAAAUUCUUUAAUGUAAACAACACAUAUUUGUAGUAUACUAGCACAUUGAAAAACAAAAAUUAAGGCAUACAAAUGGGAAUAAAAUAGUAUUGGUAGAAAUAAUAUUGAGAAUCUGUGCUUGCGUCCUUUUUGCCCCUGCUUUUGUUUCAAAUGAAAUGGUCUGCUUAUUGGGUUAAAUUCAGCUUAAGACUCGAAUUUUAUAUACGCAAAUUAAAUAUGUUUACGUUGCUGUUGACAACAUAUUAACAUAAUUAGGGACUGGCGAGCCUGACUCGUUUGAUAAGUCACUAGAUAUAAUUGAUAUGCUGUGUUAUAUGGAAUAAAAUUAAUUCAGGGUUGAUGCCAUGAAUACUGUUUUGUCAACCUCUGCCAUAUACGAAUAGUAAUUUAUAGCUCUAGUCAACUUUUGACUAUUCUGACCAUAAAUGUAUGAAAAAAUGUAUAAAAUUCAGUCAUAGUUUCUUUUAUAUCAUAGAUUGAUAUUAAUCUUUGAGAAAUAAUUCAGAACAACUUAAUAAUUCAUAAAUCAUCCAAGCAUUAAAAAUAGAUAAAGUGUUGGGAUUCAAAAACCUAAUACAUCUGGUACAAUUGUAAGGUGAUUCAGUUUACAUAUGUCUAUGGUGACUGUGUACCGGAAAUUUUCGCCUUUUUCGCCCCCUGCGAUGAAGGCAAUUUUUUUUCAUUGUAAUGAAAUGUGAAGGGCGAAAUUAACACUGGAUGAAAUUUGAUUUCACAGGUGAAAGUUUGAGAUGACGAAAAUUUUCCGCUAUACAGUAUGUAAAUAAUUUUCGUUUUAUUAAAUGAAAUAACACUUCUGUAUACAGGACACUUUGUCAAGUAACCAUUUGUGAAGUAUGCUGUGUGGUAAUGUUUAGCACUGUGAUGAAUCUGUAGUCAAUAAUGUGAACAAAAAUGGCAAAAUUUAAACUGCAGGGAACAUUUUCUGGUAUAAUAGACAAACCUGCUUAUGUGACCACUUCCAUUAAGAGACCAUCCUUGUUAUAUUAAGAGGCCACUUUUAUGCCCUAUCAUAGUGAUUUCAUUGUGAAUUUAACCUGUAUUAAGAGACCACCUCCAUU